AGGAGAGAUUUUUAGUGGUGGCCGACAUAAUCGGCAGAAUAUUGCUGAACAACCUCCAGUUAGAGAUGCUCCUCUCAGUGGAAGACUUUAAUGUGGAUGAAGUAGGGAGCAGUGGGUCUGUGGACAUGAUCCGGGCAAUCCCAGAGCCCCCUAACCCUGAUAAAGUGGUAGACAUCACAACACCCCUGACCAACCUUGAGGUUUUGGAUGAAACACUUGUCCUUCAGUCAGGCUUUACCACGGCACACUGCACCCCACCACCAGGCUUUUCCCCAGCACCCUGCAUUCCACCCCCAGGCUUUGCCCUGGCAACCUGCACCUCGUCGCCAAGCUUGGCCGCUAAUGCCAUGCAGGGCUUUGGCACCAAAGUCAUCCUGAAACAAAUGGUCCUGCUAUUCUUGGAGAGGCUCCCUCCUGCGUCAGAGGACCUUGAGUCAGAGUUCCUGACUAUCACUGAUCGUAUCUGCAUGCUGUUUCAAAGCAUCACUGCCAGAUUCCACAACAUUGUUAAUGAGGAGCUGGAGAAGUGUACCGACUCUGACAGUAAGCAGUACUGGGCUUACACCUUCUACUGGGAGUACAUGAAGAGGUACCCAUCAUCCCAGUGCCUGGGGAUUGAAGCCUUCACAUGUGAUGAGGAGAGAUGUUUAGUGGUGGCCAAAAUGUUUGCAAAAAAGAUGUGCCCCAAGAUGCUCCCCUCAGCAGCAGACUUCGACAAGGCUGAAGAUUCAGGCAGCAAUGGAUCUGUGGACUUGAACCUGGCAAUCCUAGAGACCGCUAACCCUGUCAAAGUGGUAGACAUCACAACACCCCUGACCACUAAUCCAGUCAACCUUGAGGUUUUGGAUGAAACACUUGUCCUUCAGUCAGGCGUUGCCACGGCACACUGCACCCCACCACCAGGCUUUACCCCGGCACACUGCACCCCACCAACAGAAUUUUCCCUAGCACCCUGCAUUCCACCCCCAGGCUUUGCCCUGGCAACCUGCACCUCGUCGCCAAGCAUUGCCGCUAAUGCCAUGCAGGGUUUUGGCACGAUAGUCAUCCUGAAACAAAUGGUCCUGUUUUUCUUGGAGAGGCUCCCUCCUGCAUCAGAGGACCUUGAGUCAGAGUUCCUGACUAUCACUGAUCGUAUCUGCACGCUGUUUCAAAGCAUCACUGACAGAUUCCGCAACAUCGUUAAUGAGGAGCUGGAGAAGUGUACCGACUCUGACAGUAAGAAGUACUGGGCUUACACCUUCUACUGGGAGUACAUGAAGAGGUACCCAUCAUCCCAGUGCCUGGGGAUUGAAGCCUUCACAUGUGAUGAGGAGAGAUGUUUAGUGGUGGCCAAAAUGUUUGCAAAGAAGAUGUGCCCCAAGAUGCUCCCCUCAGCAGCAGACUUCGACAUGGCUGAAGAUUCAGGCAGCAAUGGAUCUGUGGACUUGAACCUGGCAAUCCUAUAGACCCCGAACCC
Molecule: messenger RNA, 1456 nt
Organism: Oncorhynchus kisutch (coho salmon)
Lineage: Eukaryota; Metazoa; Chordata; Actinopteri; Salmoniformes; Salmonidae
Exons: 6
Coding region: 66-1445 (459 amino acids)
Source: RefSeq, a predicted model, not a curated record